Trichomonas vaginalis G3 is the source of this 432-nucleotide messenger RNA. RefSeq names its product Poxvirus D5 protein-like family. The transcript has a single exon. NCBI's taxonomy places the organism in Eukaryota, Parabasalia, Trichomonadida, Trichomonadidae. The coding region runs from base 1 to 432 and encodes 143 amino acids. The record is from RefSeq and is a predicted model, not a curated record.
AUGGUUUCAAACAAUGCUGUUCCGAUGAAGUUAGAAAGUUCUGACAGAAGAUAUGUAGUUGUCAGAACGUCAGAUUCUCAUAUGCAAGAUACAGAAUAUUUUGACGACUUAGCAGAAACUUUGACAUCUGACUUUUACAACCACUUGUUCUCAUAUUUCAUGACAUUAGAUAUUUCUAAGUUCAAUCCAAGACAAAUUCCACAUACCGAAGAGAGACAAACAUUGUUAGAAGCAAACAAGAGUGUAUAUGAACUGUUCAUAGAUGAAACUGACUUUGAGUGUUUAGAUGAAAGGUCAUUGUACGAUUCGUAUAAACAAUAUUGUCAAGAAUAUGGUUAUAUGACAGCGUCUAAACGAACAUUCUUGGCAAAUGUCAAAAGUCUUUUAGACGAACAGAAUGGUGUAUAUACAAAGAAAAAUUUUUCUGAGUAA